Lemur catta (Ring-tailed lemur) is the source of this 1743-nucleotide messenger RNA. It is a transcript of the gene DECR2, whose product is annotated as 2,4-dienoyl-CoA reductase 2. The record is from RefSeq and is a predicted model, not a curated record. The transcript has 8 exons. Gene Ontology annotation, biological process: fatty acid catabolic process. The coding region runs from base 80 to 1033 and encodes 317 amino acids. NCBI's taxonomy places the organism in Eukaryota, Metazoa, Chordata, Mammalia, Primates, Lemuridae. Gene Ontology annotation, molecular function: 2,4-dienoyl-CoA reductase (NADPH) activity.
AAGAACGCCGGGGGCGAAGGUCGAGGCCGUUUCCGGGCCGGGUUCCUGGGCGCUCGCUGCUCCCGCCGCGCCGAUCGCCAUGGCGCAGCCGCCGCCCGACGUGGAGGACGACUCCUGCCUGCCUGAGUACCGCCACCUCUUCCACCCGGACCUGCUCCGGGACAAAGUGGCGUUUAUCACUGGCGGUGGCUCUGGGAUUGGGUUCCGGAUUGCUGAGAUUUUCAUGAGGCAUGGCUGCCACACAGUCAUCGCCAGCCGGAGCCUGCCAAGAGUGUCUAUGGCUGCCAAGAAGCUAGCUGCUGCCACUGGCCAGCGGUGCCUCCCUCUGUCUAUGGACGUCCGAGCGCCCCCAGCCGUCAUGGCUGCUGUGGACCAGGCACUAAAGGAGUUUGGCAAAAUCGACAUUCUCAUUAACUGUGCAGCUGGGAAUUUCCUCUGCCCUGCGAGCGCGUUGUCCUUCAACGCCUUCAAGACUGUGAUGGACAUCGACACCGUUGGCACUUUCAACGUGUCCCGCGUGCUCUACGAGAAGUUCUUCCGGGUAGGUGUCCUCCCGGCUGAGCCUCCUGUCUUCUGGUCACCUGCUCACUGCCCCCGCCCCCCCCAUGUGUUGCAGGACCAUGGAGGGGUGAUCGUGAACAUCACUGCGACCCUGGGGAACCGGGGCCAGGUGCUCCAGGUGCAUGCGGGCUCAGCCAAGGCAGCCAUGGACGCAAUGACGCGGCACUUGGCUGUGGAGUGGGGCCCCCGGAACAUCCGUGUCAACAGCCUUGCCCCCGGCCCCAUCAGUGGCACAGAGGGAUUGCGGCGCCUGGGUGGCCCCCAGGCCAGCGUGAAUACAGAGGUCCUGGUGAGCCCCCUGCAAAGGCUGGGGAACAAGACGGAGGUCGCCCACAGCGCGCUCUACCUGGCCAGCCCGCUGGCCUCCUACGUGACAGGGGCCGUGCUGGUGGUUGACGGUGGGGCCUGGCUGACGUUCCCAAACGACGUCAGGCGGCUGGCAAAUUUCGGAUCCUUCUCUGCUAAGCUCUAGUGGUCCAAGGGGUCUUGGGUCUGCCUCCCUGGUGCCCAGAACCUGGGAAGCUGAAAGGGCAGUUGGAAGACGGCAGAUCGUCCCUGACAGGUGUCUGUCAAAGAAGGAAUGAGAAAUGCUUGUCAGAAAUGUGAAGAUUUAACUUUUGGCUCUUCGAUCAUCACAUGCGAUUUGGACAAUUUUUACACAGUGGGGAGGAGAAUGAUGUGACCCGGAGCUUCACCUCUUUGGAAAGUGACAGGUGGCUGAGGGAGCUCUGCUCCCUGCGCAGACCUCCCCUGCCGGCUCCGGGCCCCCCCAGCUUGGCCUGGGGAGGUGUGGUGGGCACAGAGGGGCUCUGAAGAGCUCCAGGCAGUGGGGGCUGGAUGCGCUGUCAUCAGGAAGACAGGAAGCAGGUGCUAGCAACUUCAGAGUGAAAUGUUAAAAUAAGAAAUUUUUCAAGCCCUCUGGCUGAGUCAGGAGGAGUUAAAUGGUGCCUUACAAACUCAUGUUCUAUUUUUACUCUAAGAAAUGUACUUUACCCAAUCUGAAGGUGAGACUAAAAGUCCUUCCCCACUGAAUAAAAGAUCAGUAAACACAAGUGAGGCUCUGUGCUCUCGACCGCUGGAGAGUGUGAUCUGGACCUAAAUCUGACUUCUCGCCAAGUUCCUUACUGAAUGCAAAUUUUAAUCUAGUUUUCAAAGUUGCAAAUUAAAAAUAUUUGGCAGGUA